AUGGAGGAGCGUGUUCACGAUGGGGUGGCCUCGCCGGCCGCUCCUGGGAUCGGGAAAUCCAAGCUGGAAACAUUGCCCAAGGAAGAUCUUAUCAAGAUUGCCAAGAAGAAGAUGAUGCUAAUACAGAAAGCUAAAUCAAGAUGUACAGAAUUGGAGAAAGAAAUUGAAGAAUUGAGAUUGAAACCUGUUGCUGGAGGAACUGAUGAUAUUAUUAAGGCAUUGACCAUACGUCUGGAUGCUAUUCUUUUGGAAAGAGCAGAGACUGAGCAACGGUGUGUUUCUUUGAAGAAGGAAAAUAUUUAAAUGAAGCAAGAGGUUGAGGAUUCUGCAACUAAGUUGGAAGAUGUGCACGAGGAGUUUGAACAAUCACAAAGAAACUAUGUGAAAGAAAUGGAAAAUUUGAAAAAUGAAUUAAUGGCAGUACAUUCCAAAUACAGUAACGAUAAAGCUGGUUGGCAAAAGGAACUGGAAGAAGCAGCAAAAAAAAAACAAUUAGAGCUUUCAGAACAAAUCAAAUUUCAGAGUGAUUCUGAAGAUAAUGUUAAAAAACUACAGGAAGAGAUUCAGAAAAUUAAGCCAGCCUUUGAGGAGCAGAUUUUAUGUCUGCAAAAGCAGUUAGAAGUUGCCACAAAUGAAAAGGAGUGAGAAAUUACUCAUCUCCAAGGAGUCACUGAGGCUAAUUCUCAGCAGUACCAAAAAGAAAUUAAUAGUUUGCGAGAAGAACUUUUACAGUUGAAAUCUACACACCAAGAAGAGGUGAAAGAAUUGAAGUGCCAAAUUGAAGCAUCUGCUAAAGAACAUGAAGCAGAAGUAAAUCAUUUAAACCAGCUAAAGGAGAACUUAGUCAGCCAGUGUGAGCCAAGUGAGAAGAACCUUCAGGAGAAAUAUGAAUGUGAAUUAGAAAAUGCAAACCAGGAAAAUCAAACGUAAAACGCAAACCAGGAAAAUCAAAUGUGUUCUUUGCUCUUACAGGAAGAUACUCUUGUAGAAUAAGCAGUAAAUGAAAAAGUCAAAUACUUAGAAGAUACCCUAAAAGAACUGAAGUCUCAACAUAGCAUCUUAAAAGACGAGUUAACUUACAUGAAUAAUCUUAAAUUAAAACUUGAAAUUGAUGCCCAGCAUACAAAGGAUGAGUUUUUUCACGAACGGGAAGAUUUAGAGUUUAAAAUUAAUGAAUUAUUACUAGCUAAAGAAGAACAGGGGUGUGUAAUUGAAAAACUAAAAUCUGAGCUAGAAGAUUCAAAUAAACAAUUUUGCUGUACCAUAGAACAACAUAACAAAGAAGUACAGAGUCUUAAGGAAAAACCAAAAGAAAUAUCAGAACUAAAUGAGGCAUUAUUGUCAGGUUCAGAAAAAGAAAAAUUAACAUUGAUGUUUGAAAUACAGGGUCUUAAGGAACAAUGUGAAAACCUACAAAAAGAAAAGCAAGAAGCAAUUUUAAAUUAUGAGAGUUUACGAGAGAUUAUGGAAAUUUUACAAACAGAGUUGGGGGAACCUGCUCGAAAAAUAAGUCAAGAGUUUGAAUCAAUGAAGCAACAGCAAGCAUCUGAUGUUAAUGAACUUCAGCAGAAGCUCAGAACUGCAUUUAAUGAAAAAGAUGCUCUUCUUGAAACCGUGAAUCGUCUCCAGAGAGAAAAUGAAAAGUUAUUAACACAGCAACAAAUUGUACCAGAACUUGAAAAUACCAUAAAGAACCUUCAAGAAAAGAAUGAAGUAUAUUUAGUUAGUCUCAGUCAGAGAGAUACCAUGUUACAAGAAUUUGAAGCAAAGAUAAGUUCUCUUACUGAGGAAAAAGAUGAUCUCAUAAGUAAAAUUAAAAGUUCUCAUGAAGAGGUGGAGACUGUCUAUCACAGACGUGAACGGGGAGAAGGGAUUAUUGUAGGACCCAGGGAGAAAGUGGAGCAGACUACCCAGUACAACAGUGAGCUAGAACAGAAGGUAAAUGAAUUAACAGCACAACUAGAAGAAACCUUAAAAAAGGAUCAAAGUGACGAAAAACUGGAAAAGCUUAUGGCUCAGUUGAAAACUCUCUCUGAAGACCAGGAAGCAGUGUCGUCUGAAGUGAAGUCUCUUCAUGAAGAAAAUAGUAGACUGAGUUCAGAAAAGAACCAGUUGAGCAGGGAUUUGGAAGCUCUCCUGUCUCAAAAAGAAGGAGAUUUUAUGCUGAAGGAGCAGAUUUCUGAAUUAGAAAAGAAACUUCAGUUAACAGUUGAAGAAAAAGAUAAUUUAAAUAAACUGUUGGGAAAUGAGCAAGUUCAGAAAUUAUUUGUCAGAGCUCAGUUGUGUGGUUUUCUUGAACAAAUGGAGUCAAAAGUUUCAGAAGAAAGUGAAGAACAAGAUGUUGUAAGUGUCCUACAAGCUGUAGGUGAAUCCUUAGCUAAAAUAAAUGAAGAAAAGCACAACUUGGUCUUCCAGUAUGGUAAAAGGGUAGCAGAGUUAGAAAAAGAGAUUAAGUUCCUCCAAGAAGAGAGUGUGAUUGAAUGUGAGAAACUUAGGUCUUUACUAAGAGACCAUGAGGUAGAGAAAGCUCUCUUAAGGAAAGAGUUAGAAGAAACCCUCUUGGAAAAAGAGGCCCUGCAGUCUGAUCUUCUAGAAAUGAAGAAUGCUAAUGAACAAACAAGGCUUGAAAAUCAGAAUCUCCUAAUUCAAAUUGAAGAAUUAUCUCAAAAAUUAUGUAGCAAAAAUGAAAACCAUAAUGAAAAAGAAAAAUAUUUUAUAAAGGAGCUUGAAAACCUAAGGCCAUUACUAGAACAAAAAGAAUCAGAAUUGCAAGAUGUGAGAGCAGAGUUGAGAUCAUUAAAGGAUUCCUUAGAGAAAUCACCUUCUGUAGAAAGUGAUCAACCUUCAGUAAAAGAGUUUGAAGAAAAAAUAGCAUAUCUGGAAGAAGACUGCAAAGACAAACAGGAGAAAAUAGAGAAGUUAAAGCUAGUUGCUUUGAAGGCAAAGAAAGAACUAGGUUUUAGCAGAAAAGAGGCCCAGACACUACGGGAAGAACUUGAAUCUGUUCGUUCAGAAAGGGAUCAGGUGUCUACUUCCAUGAGAGAUCUCAUUCAAGGAGCAGAAGGCUAUAAGAAUCUUGUAUUGGAAUAUGAUAAGCAGUCAGAGCAGUUGGACCUGGAGAAAGAACGGGCUAAUAAUUUUGAGCACCAAGUAGAAGACCUUACAAGACAAUUAAGGAAUCUGGCUUUUCAGUGUGAAAAAUUAAACUCAGAUAAUGAAGACCUCCUGGCCCAUAUUGAGACACUGCAGUCUAACACCCGGUUAUUAGACGUGCAGAUUUUGGAAGUCCACAAAGCCAAGGCCAUGGCAGACAAAGAGUUGGAAGCUGAAAAACUUCAGAAAGAGCAGAAAAUAAAGGAGCAUGCCAGUUCUGUAAACGAACUUGAAGAGCUUCAGCUACAACUGCAAAAGGAAAAGAAACAGCUUCAGAAAACCAUGCAAGAAUUAGAGCUGGUUAGAAAGGAUGCCCAACAAACCACAUUGAUGAACAUGGAAAUUGCUGAUUACGAACGUUUGAUGAAAGAAUUAAAUCAAAAGUUAGCUAAUAAGAACAGCAAGAUAGAAGAUUUGGAACAAGAAAUAAAAAUCCAAAAACAGAAACAAGAAACCCUGCAGGAAGAAAUGACUUCGCUGCAGGCUUCAGUACAACAGUAUGAGGGAAAAAACACCCAAAUCAAGCAGUUGCUUGUGAAAACCAAAAAAGAACUGUCAGAUUCAAAGCCAGCGGAAACUGAUCACUUAAUACUUCAAGCGUCUUUAAAGGGCGAGCUGGAGGCAAGCCAGCAGCAAGUAGAAGUGUAUAAAAUUCAGCUGGCGGAAAUGACGUCGGAGAAGCACAAAGCUCACCAGCACCUGAAGGCGUCCGCGGACCAGCAGCAGCGCACGCUGGGCGCCUACCAGCAGAGGGUGGCAGCCCUGCAGGAGGAGUGCCGCGCAGCCAGGGCAGAACAAGCUGCUGUCACCUCUGAAUUUGAGAGCUACAAAGUCCGAGUUCACAACGUUCUAAAACAACAGAAAACUAAGUCUGUGUCUCAGACGGAGACCAACGGAGCCAAACAAGAAAGAGAUCAUCUGGAAAUGCUGAUUGACCAACUAAAGAUCAAAUUACAAGACACCCAAAAUAACUUACAGUCGGAGAACUCCGCGAUGAAGUCUGAGCAUGCACAGACCGUGAGUCAGCUCUCGGCCCAGCACGAGGCCCUGCGUGGCAGCUUCCGAGACCAGGUGCUGCAGCUGCAGGAGGAGCACCGGCGGACGGUGGAGACGCUGCAGCAGCAGCUGAGCAGGCUGCAGGCCCAGCUCUUCCAGCUCCAGAGCGAGCCGUCCACAAGAAGCCCAGCUUCUUCCCAGCAACCUUUGAGGAGCCUUCGAGAAAGGAGAAGCACAGACCUCCUGCAUCUGGAUGUGCCGGCCACGACCCGGGAGGAGGGGGAGGAGAUGGAGACCACAGACACCAAGUCCGUAUCUUCCGCUGGCAUCCACCCGCAGUCCUUAGAGCAGCUGCUCCGUUCUCCCGAAGCCAGACUCGAGCCUCCUUCCUGGCACGCUGAAUUCACCAAAGAAGAAUUGGUUCAAAAGUUCAGUUCCACCACAAAAAGUGCCGACCACUUAAACGGGCUGCUUCGGGAAACAGAAGCCACCAACGCCAUCCUCACGGAGCAGAUUAAGCUUCUGAAGAGUGAAAUAAGGCGGCUGGAGAGGAACCAGGCACAAGAGCAGUCGGCCGCCAACCUGGAAUACCUGAAGAACGUGCUGCUGCAGUUCAUCCUCCUGAAGCCGGGAAGCGAGUGGGCACGGCUGCUGCCCGUCGUGGACACGAUGCUGCAGCUCAGCCCCGAGGAGAAGGCCAGGCUGGCCGCCGCCGCCCAAGGUGAGGAGGAAAAUGCUUCCCGUUCCUCCGGCUGGGCGUCCUAUCUGCACAGCUGGUCUGGACUUCGAUAGACCGAUGGGAAAAGCAUUAUUUAUUAACCAAAUAGAAUCCAUUCGGCA
This is a messenger RNA of Mesoplodon densirostris (Blainville's beaked whale), 4989 nucleotides long. RefSeq names its product GRIP and coiled-coil domain-containing protein 2-like. NCBI's taxonomy places the organism in Eukaryota, Metazoa, Chordata, Mammalia, Artiodactyla, Ziphiidae. Gene Ontology annotation, cellular component: Golgi apparatus. The record is from RefSeq and is a predicted model, not a curated record. Gene Ontology annotation, biological process: late endosome to Golgi transport.